AUGAAACAUAAGUAUUCAAUUACGUGCAAAUAUUUUUCAAAUCCAAAAUAUUGUGAAUUUCCAAUAUGUUCAAAUAAUAACGAUUCAUCACCAUCAUUAGUAGAUACAAAUAUUUUAUUUAUUGAUGAUAAAUUACCCACCAUAAUUUUAAACUUUUUGGCUCUUCAACUAAUUGACUUUUUAAAGGAAAAUAUUACAAAAAUAUAUGUUAUAGGUUUAAGUGAUAGGUUAACUUCAUUUAAGGAAAUAAUAGAUGGUUCAAUUCAGAAUAAUGAUUGUAUCACUAAUUUUGUGCCCCCUGAAUUUAUCUCUAAUAUAGCUGCGUCAUUUGUUAAUUUGCGCCCUAAAAACACCACUGUCUGGUUGUUACCCAGUGAAGGACCUAUUGGAUUUGAAAAAAUCAAUCCCGAAUAUAUUGAGCUACUUGCAUUAAAAAUAAUGGAUAAUUUAUCUGUUCCAAGGGAUUUUGUACACCAUUGUUUGAAAAAUUGGAGUGAAAAUAAUGGUAGCCAUGUCACAACUCUAUAUAUAUGA
Saccharomycodes ludwigii is the source of this 534-nucleotide messenger RNA. RefSeq names its product Pba1p (gene PBA1). The record is from RefSeq and is a predicted model, not a curated record. Gene Ontology annotation, biological process: proteasome assembly. The transcript has a single exon. Bases 1 to 534 code for a protein of 177 amino acids. Lineage: Eukaryota; Fungi; Ascomycota; Saccharomycetes; Saccharomycodales; Saccharomycodaceae.